Molecule: messenger RNA, 1145 nt
Organism: Neurospora tetraspora
Lineage: Eukaryota; Fungi; Ascomycota; Sordariomycetes; Sordariales; Sordariaceae
Product: beta-1,4-endoglucanase
Exons: 3
Coding region: 273-1037 (254 amino acids)
Molecular function (GO): mannan endo-1,4-beta-mannosidase activity
Source: RefSeq, a predicted model, not a curated record
UGGACAUCCCUCCUCCGACCUCAAAGACCUGGAUAAUAUGGUGAUGCCCGUCUUCCACCAUUGACAUCUGUGAAUACGCUCGAUGGACAUUACAGUCGAAGAUGAUCUGAUUCCAGUGGUCAAAGAAUAAUAUAGAGAUGUCGAAGAUGAUGGAUAUAAAGUUGACACUCGGUCAUUAUUAGUCGACGUUCCAGGCAGUCGUCUUUCUCCCUGGCAGUAGCGAAGAGAUACACCAGCCAAGUGUCAAGGAACCACCGCGUCGAUAAUCCACGAUGAAAUCUAUAUUUACGCUCGCCCUAAGCUUGCUAUCGUUGGUCCAAGCUGCGCCUCCCACUGCGAAUGGCACACGCUUCUCUAUCGACGGCGAAACGCGGUACUUCGCCGGUACCGACUCGUACUGGAUCGGCUUCCUAAUCAACGACCACGAUGUCGACACUGUUCUAGACCAUAUCUCCUCCUCCGGCCUCACUGGGAACUGGCCAACGAGCCGUGCUGCAAGGGAUGUAGUACCGAUGCUAUCUACAAGUGGGCAACUGACAUCUCGGCCUAUAUCGGAAUACCCCUAUAUCCGCAGCUUGGAUCGUAGCCACAUGAUCACCCUCGGAAAUGAAGGGUUUGGACUCCCCGGGGCGACAAGCUAUCCGUAUCAACCCAGCGAAGGCGUGGAUUUCGUCAAGAACCUAGCCAUUAAGGACUUGGAUUUUGGCACUUUCCACUUUUACCCGCAAAGCUGGGGUCUGAGCAAUGCCGCCGGUGCAGCUUGGAUCAAAGACCAUGCUUCGGCUUGCAAGAAAGCCGGAAAACCUUGUCUUUUUGAAGAGUACGGCACCUCAACCGACCACUGCAACAUCGAGCGACCCUGGCAACAAGCCUCCCUGCAAGCUGUCACGGAGGGCAUGGUAGCUGACUUGUUUUGGCAAUGGGGAGAUAAGCUCAGCACUGGGCAGACACACAAUGAUGGGAAUACGAUCUAUUAUGGAUCAGCCGAUGCCAACUGCUUGGUCACCGAGCGUGUCAAGGCCAUCAACUUCUCCUAGACGUGCCGGCGUGGCUGUGCAAAACAGACCAGCCCCCGGGUUCUCUGCGAUAAUGCCGUGAUUAAUGGUAGCAAGAUCUCGAGUCGACGCGUUCCUACAGGAAACUCG